Pelobates cultripes (western spadefoot toad) is the source of this 969-nucleotide messenger RNA. NCBI's taxonomy places the organism in Eukaryota, Metazoa, Chordata, Amphibia, Anura, Pelobatidae. The record is from the annotation of a GenBank genome assembly.
AUGGAAUACCCCACCAUUGGUACUUACUGCACCCAUAACACAAUCAGUGAAUACCCCACCAAUGGUACUUACUGUAUCCCUAACACAAUCACGGAAUACCCCACCAAUGGUACUUACUGUACCCAUAACGCAAUCGGUGAAUACCCCACUAAUGGUACUUACUGUAUCCCUAACACAAUCACGGAAUACCUCACCAAUGGUACUUACAGUAUCCCUAACACAAUCACUGAAUACCCCACCUAUGGUACUUACUGUAUCCCUAACACAAUCAGUGAAUACCCCACCAAUGGUACUUACAGUAUCCCUAACACAAUCAACUAUGGUACUUACUGUAUCCCUAACACAAUCACGGAAUACCCCACCAAUGGUACUUACUGUACCCAUAACACAAUCGGUGAAUACCCCACCAUUGGUACUUACUGUACCCAUAACACAAUCGGUGAAUACCCCACCAAUGGUACUUACUGUACCCAUAACACAAUCGUGAAUACCCCACUAAUGGUACUUACUGUAUCCCUAACACAAUCACGGAAUACCUCACCAAUGGUACUUACAGUAUCCCUAACACAAUCACUGAAUACCCCACCUAUGGUACUUACUGUAUCCCUAACACAAUCAGUGAAUACCCCACCAAUGGUACUUACUGUAUCCCUAACACAAUCACUGAAUACCCCACCUAUGGUACUUACUGUAUCCCUAACACAAUCAGUGAAUACCCCACCAAUGGUACUUACAGUAUCCCUAACACAAUCACGGAAUACCCCACCAAUGGUACUUACAGUAUCCCUAACACAAUCACUGAAUACCCCACCUAUGGUACUUACUGUAUCCCUAACACAAUCACGGAAUACCCCACCAAUGGUACUUACUGUACCCAUAACACAAUCGGUGAAUACCCCACCAUUGGUACUUACUGUACCCAUAACACAAUUGGUGAAUACCCCACCAAUGGUACUUACUGUAGUGUAG